This is a messenger RNA of Schistocerca americana (American grasshopper), 2106 nucleotides long. Its product is annotated as glycosyltransferase 25 family member. NCBI's taxonomy places the organism in Eukaryota, Metazoa, Arthropoda, Insecta, Orthoptera, Acrididae. Gene Ontology annotation, molecular function: procollagen galactosyltransferase activity. The record is from RefSeq and is a predicted model, not a curated record.
UGUCGACAUACUACCGCUUGGUGUGGUUUGCAAAUUGAUUUCUGUACCUGCCAACAGGUGGCAUUAUCGUAGACGUCAGGGGGACUUUUGAAUUCGAAACAUAAACAAAUCGGUGUAUACAGUAACUACACAGAAUAUGAGAAGCAGAAGGCAUAGCGUGGCAAUGCAUUGCCCCGUCAGUUGCAGUUUUGGGUUGUACAGUGCAAUACUUAUUAUUUUUGCAUUCAUUAGAGCAGAAGAACUUACCGAUCCUCAAAGUUUGAGAGAUCCUACGGUUGUCAUCGCAAUUCUAGUUCGAAAUAAAGCUCAUACAUUGCCUUACUUUCUGACGCUCCUAGAGAGGUUAGAAUACCCAAAAGAUAGGAUAUCAUUGUGGGUAAGAAGCGACCACAAUGAAGAUUCAUCCCUGGAAAUACUAAAGAAGUGGCUGACAACUGUUGAAAAUGACUACCAUUCUAUAAGUGCUGAGCUGUUGUCAUCACCACCCGACCGCUUGCCAGGGGAGAACAGUUCUGUUGCAUGGUCUAAACAAAGAUUUACUCAUGUUAUUCAACUGAGAGAAGAAGCACUAAUGGUAGCGAGAUAUGUGUGGGCAGAUUAUAUAUGGUUUCUGGACUGCGAUGUAUUUCUGACAAAUCCAAAUACACUCCAGCUGCUUGUGCAGGAAAAUCUCACUGUAGCAGCCCCAAUGCUCAGAUCUGAUGGAAUGUAUUCAAACUUCUGGGCUGGUAUGACAGAGGAGUAUUAUUAUCAGCGAACAGAGGAUUACCAGCCUAUACUGUACCGGGAACGUACUGGCUGCUUUUCGGUCCCAAUGGUAAAUUCUGCAACACUGAUAAAUCUAAAGAGAACAGCUUCCACAAAAUUGACAUUCGUGCAGAAUAAAAUUCCUGCUUAUGAUGGACCAUAUGAUGACAUUAUUACCUUUGCCAUUGGAGCAAACAAAUCAGGAAUUCCACUUCAUAUUUGCAACACAGAACCAUUUGGGUACAUCAGUAUACCUCUUGGAGAUGAAGCAAAGCUUGAGGAUGAUUUUCUCCAGAUAACUAAUGUAAAGGUGUCAGCAAUUGCUGACGGUGCUGACUUUCCAAUAAAUGACAUUUUUCUGGACUACCUUAUUUACCCACAGCCAGAUGCAAUGGGCUUUGAUGAAGUUUAUAUGAUCAAUUUACAAAGACGCCCAGAAAGGAGGAAAAAAAUGCUGAAAUGUUUCCAGGAAUUAGGUAUUGCAGCAAGUAUCAUUGACGCUGUCGACGGAAAAGAGCUUACCGAUGAGUCCCUGAAGGAGUUGGACGUCCGUUUUCUGCCAGCUUAUGAAGAUCCUUACCACAAGAGGCCAAUGACGAUGGGAGAAGUGGGAUGCUUCCUCAGCCACUACCUCAUAUGGAAAACGGUGUUGAAAGGUGGUUACGAGAAAGUCAUGGUGCUAGAGGAUGACAUUCGUUUCGAAUCGUAUUUUCGUCAUCGAGUGGCGAACAUCAUGCGGGAUUUGGAGGAAGAAGACAUCGAAUGGGACCUCAUAUACCUGGGACGCAAGAGGAUGCAGGAAGCCGAGGAGCCGUUUGUGGAGGGCAGUGACAACCUGGUGAAGGCCAGCUACUCCUACUGGACGCUGGGGUACCUGCUGAGCCGGCAGGGCGCCCGCAAGCUGGUGGACGCCAAGCCGCUCGACAAGCUCAUGCCCGUGGACGAGUACCUGCCCGUCAUGUUCGACAAGCACCCCAAUGAUACAUGGAGGGAAUACUUCCCAAAUCGAAACCUGAUAGCAUUUUCAGCUGAGCCUCUGCUUGUCUACCCAACACACUACACUGGUGAAGAAGGCUAUAUUAGUGACACAGAGGAUUCUGCAGUAGUGAAGGAACCAGAGAAGCAUUAUCAUGUUACAGGAGAAGAGCUGUAAACAAGUUCCAUUAUAGAAAGAUAGUAUCCUGUCAUUUUACAGUUUUCAUAUAGUCAGAACUCAACAUUUAUGUAAGGAAUAAAAUUUUCAUUAUAUCACUACUGACCAGCUACACUGUUGUUUACAAAAAUGUAUGGUUUGUCUGUCCACACACACACACACACACACACACACACACACACACACACACACACACACACACACAC